AUGGAGAUCACUAAAAGGGAGGACCGCCUUCCCCUGAACAUGCAGUGUCUAAUCAUUCUUGCCUCUUUUCUGAUCCUCCCCACUCUUGUGGCCAAUCUGCGCCUUCAGAAAGAAUACGAAAUUCUUUGCUCUUUUGUGGGGUACAUCCUUGGGCCUUACCUGGCUCUGGCCCCCUUAAGCUACAAAGCUCGGUUUAUGAUCGGGUGCGCCAGCGGAAUUGUCCCCAUAUUCUUGGGGUUCAACACAUAUCUUCGAGCCUUUGUCCUGGGCCUUAUAAACUCAUACUUUGCGCUCGUUAUCGAGAUGUUCUGCGGCGCGCUUUGCGUGCGGACCAAAAAGGCCCGGGCGGCCAUCGUUGCAAACAUAUUUGCUGGGUGGCUUUCUUUUCUUACAUUUUUUUCGCUCCACUUCUGCCCGGUUCUUGUGGAGCUUCUGUGCAACUCUGUGACUUCCUUUGUGCUUGCGUGCACAGGAACCCUCGCGUCCUACUACUUCAUCGUAGAAACCCCCGAGGAGAUAUUUGCGCGGUACAGGCUUGCCGAAAAGAAGAGCCGCGCGUACGAAGAGAUGUACAGCAGCCUUUCGUACAUAAACGGGCCGGAUAUUGUGGACGAAGACGAGCUGAAGGAGGAGUAUCGCAUCUUCUUGGACGAAAAAAGCAACCUGCAGGACCACUACACAAUAAAAGAAAAGGCUGCCGCUGCUCUCAGCUACAUCAACGUCUCCUUCAUAUACAUAUCCUUCCAGUGGGCAGCCGGCGUUGAAAACCGGUACUCUCUAUACAGGCUGUUUCUGGGCGCGAUGCAGCUGUUCACCUGGACGUUCAGAUACUACUCGCGGGCAAACGCCAUGUAUGUCUUUGUGCUGCCCCCUGCCGCGCUGUACUUCAUGUGCGUGAGCACAAACAACACACAGGACGUAUUUCUGGUCUUUCUCAUGCUUCUUGGAGCCAACUUUCUACCAAAGAAGUCCUCGGGACACGUCUUGCAGCGCGCAGACAUCGCGUUUGCAAAAAGCCUUCAGUACGUCCUCGUUUUUUUUGUCUUCUUUGGAAUAGCCUCAACGAUCUGA
Molecule: messenger RNA, 1071 nt
Organism: Nematocida major
Lineage: Eukaryota; Fungi; Microsporidia
Exons: 1
Coding region: 1-1071 (356 amino acids)
Source: RefSeq, a predicted model, not a curated record